UGUAGAAUGGAGCCUGUCAAUAAUUGCUCGAAUAAUAAAAAAAAAUUGUCUAAUCGUAAUUGUUGUGUUGUGGGUUGUGAAAGUGUCGAACGAAGAAACGAAAAAGUGCAUUUUUAUUCUUUUCCGAACCGUCCAUGGGAAUUGGAACGAAAGAAUAAGUGGAUCAAAGCUGUCCGUCGUACGAACCCAGGAGGAAAACCAUCGCAGCCUACUGCCAAUUCCAGAAUUUACAGUUUACAUUUUCGUGGAGGUGAAAAAUCCAGUAAUCCUUUGAACGAGGCGUACAAUCCGACACUUUUCCCUCCUGUUUAUAAAAAAAAAAACUCCGGAUUCGAAAUGAACAGAGAGGUCUUUGCAUAGGAGGAAUCGAGUAGAUGCCAAUGCGUCAGUCGACAAUUCUUGUAAAGAUGCAGAUGGAGGAAUACUCGAAGUAGAUGAGACGACAGUUGACAAACCUCCACAAUGUCAUGAAAUGACUGUUCAAAUCGACCCUAUAUUGGACGAUGAGGAAUCAGCAACCAGUUCAGGCUUAUCAACAUUGUAUUGUUGGCAAGAUAGUGCAACGAUGGAAGUUUCUACUCAAGUAGACAUUGUUGUGGCGACAAAAUCCAAGGAAAGAAUGACAAUUCUUAUACCUAAAAAAAGUCGGACCAUCCGAGUUGAUCCAGACUGUCCACCGAAAAUCGGAUUCUUAGGAUUCGAGGAUAUUAAAGAUGAUACGACAAUGAAGCAACUCGGAGGAAUCACAUUAUCAUUUUUCUAUAUUUUACUCCCAUUUAUCCGGCCAAAGGAAAUGGCACAACCGGCUUAUUAUAGAACUCUAGAUGCACCAAAUAGACUGCUCUUAUUUCUAAUGAAAAUGAAGCUUGGAUUAAACUUUGGAGCAAUUGGGUGCUUUUUUAAAGUUUCAAAAACUAGUGCUUCAAAGAUAUUUCAUAAUGUACUAGAAACGCUGUAUGAAAAGACAAAGACGUGGAUUUUCUGGCCAUCCAGAGAAGCAGUUAAAGAAACGAUGCCUUCAGCAUUUACAAAUUAUCCACAAUGUCGGGCUAUUAUAGAUUGCACUGAACUCCCCUCUGACACUCCACCAACUGUCGAGCAACGAGUACAAAUGUAUUCAUCCUAUAAAUCUGGCUUCACUGUAAGAUUUCUAAUUGGCAUCAGUCCCUCAGGGAUGAUUACUUCCAUUUCAAAGGCCUAUGGCGGUAGACCCACUGAUGGAUUUAUUGUAAAUCAUUCUGGAUUCAUAGCACUGGUGGAGCCCGAUGAUGAAAUAAUGGCAUAUAAGGGAUUUCCUCAAAUCAAGACUGCCCUCUUGGAACGUCAAUAUGUGCUGGUUAUACCACCGUUUGCUACGAAUCCACAAUUUACAGUGGAGGAGGUCCGAGAAGCCUAUUCUAUAGCUUCAGUGAGAAUCCACGUAGAACGAGCCAUCCAACGCGUGAAAAUUUUCGGAAUUUUGCGACACAUUUCUAUUGAAUUGUUAAAUUACAUUGAUAAAGUUAUGUACGUGGCUUGUGUCCUUGGGAAUAAUAAAGAGCCACUCAUUCGUAUUGAAGAUGAAAGCUCUUAAAGAAUGCAAAAAUUGGUCUCGUAUAUCCAGCAAAGUAACGUAAAUUUUAUUUUUAUAAAAUUGUAACAAAUAUGACCAAUAUA
Diachasma alloeum is the source of this 1656-nucleotide messenger RNA. RefSeq lists its product as uncharacterized. The coding region runs from base 473 to 1573 and encodes 366 amino acids. Lineage: Eukaryota; Metazoa; Arthropoda; Insecta; Hymenoptera; Braconidae. The transcript has 3 exons. The record is from RefSeq and is a predicted model, not a curated record.